Messenger RNA from Penaeus monodon (black tiger shrimp), 3091 nucleotides. RefSeq lists its product as uncharacterized. Lineage: Eukaryota; Metazoa; Arthropoda; Malacostraca; Decapoda; Penaeidae. The transcript is spliced from 2 exons. The coding region runs from base 230 to 625 and encodes 131 amino acids. The record is from RefSeq and is a predicted model, not a curated record.
GUAAUAGAACUAGUAGUAAUAGUAGUAAUCAUGAUAAUGAAAAAAAUAUCAAAGUCAUCCCUUUCUCGGAUUAGUAUAGCAAAAGGCCCCCCUGUCACUGUCCCUCCUGCUAACCAGCCUUCGCUGUGCUUCUGAAGACAUAUCCUUACCUCCUCCCCUACCCUCUCCUCCCUCGCCAGGGAAGUGGUGCUCAUCCUUCCGGAGUCGCCUGAACACCGAAGUGUCCGAUAUGCCCCCCUCCAGCGACCAGCGGCUUCUCAGCUCCAAGGUGCCCAUCUGUGUGUACACAUCAGUCAUCCCACGGGCCACGGAGCCCCUCCACUAUACCCAUAAGAUCCUGGACGCAGGCAUGGAAAACGCCGCCUCAGGGCGAGGCGACGCGACGAUGAACUCCAGCGACGGGGGAGUCCACACGCCUCUCUGCCCGAGGGACAGCAACACGCCUGAGCCCAAGGAAGAGCCGGGGUCGCUGGAGCUCGUCCCCUUGGAAGAGCUGACGACACCCCUGCAGCCCCCCUCCGCCCGUAGGUCCUCCAGGAGACACAGCAGGAGGAAGAACCACUCUGAUCAUCGGACUCGUAAGGCUCGACCAGAAAAUGGAAAUAUAGAAACCCAGAAAAGAUAAGAAAUGAAGUGCACAUAGAAGCUCGGAGGACUUGAGUCAAAACAUCUACCAAGCAGUCUACUAUUUAUUCAGCUCUGGUUAUACCAAAUAUAAAAUCCCAAGAUAUUACCAUUUUGGUGGUGUUUUUUUAUCAAAUGUAAAUUCCUACAUUAUGUCUAGAUUAAGAUAUUUUAUUAUUUUCAGUAAAUUAUGUGAAUUACAUUCCUAUCAUGUUAUAUGCUGUGUUUAAGCAAUGUAUGUGUGCCAAUGUAUAUGUAACUGCAUAUUUAUCUACAAAGACUGGCAUAAAAGAGACAGUGUGAGAGAAAAUAGCAAAUAUAAAUAUUUUAAAGUGAGUGUAUACAGAAUUCAAAACUUUUACUGCUUUCAUGGAUCUAAAUUAGCACCCCUUCUCUUCUCUCAUAAUUGGCAUCCUCACUACAGCUUUUGCAUCUCUGUGUAUUUCAGGUAUCCUACUUUGAAAAGAAAGGAUAUCUAUGGGCAACAACUCAGCAAUGUGGAAUAUUUAUAAGUCUUCUCCAGCCUCUAUCUUCCUUCUUUCACUCAUCAUAUAAGAUUUCAUAAUAUCAGUGCAUUAAAAAUGGCAAUCUUAAUACAGUUUCUUUAGAUACAUAUAACUAUUCUUCCUCCAUAAAGAAAGUGAUCUUUCUAGUCAAUAUACAGUAUUAGUAUACAAUAAAGGCAGUAUGCAGCAGCUCUUUCAGCAUAAACUAGAAGGCAAAUGUCAAAUAAGACUUUCUUUCUCAGAGAAACCUAAAAAAUGAAGACAGUUUUAGUCCUUAGCCUAAACAUGCUAAAUAGACUUCUUUAACAAGAAGUAUUUCAUAAUAUGUACCACAUAAGAAACAAGACAUUGAUACUGUAACACUGACUGCUUUAUUCAAGUUAGAAAAGCAUUAUAUAUAACUGGGAUGUGUUAUGCUCAAUUUCAUCCAGGCACAUGAAUUCUUUUUCCAUGUAACUAAAUUUCAAAUAACAUCAAUAGUCUCUGCCAUCUCUGCAUGGCAACAAACCCUCCAAGCACAAGAACUCAUGACUAUACAAAAAGUACAUGUUGAAGGCAGCCAUAUCUAGAAUUAUCAUAAUGUAAUUUACUACUGAAGAAAGUUGUUGUAAUGUUGUAUCAUACCAAUCAGUUUUGCAAUUGGCUAAAUCACAUGUAAGAAUCUCCACUGCAUUAAUGUAUCAUGUAAGUUAUGUUUUUUUGUCUCUGAUAUUUGUUUGAAUACUGAAAAGAUUAUAAGUUCAGAGCUUUCACAUCACAGAAAUGUUCUUGAUAUAAAAUAUAGCAGUAGAAUAAAAAUUCUGCAAAAAGAAUAGGCUACAUAACCCUUUCAAAUUCUACUGUUGCAAAUUCUGAUUAAUUUGUGCAAGACUAAUUUAGCUUAAAGAUUUUAAGUUGUCUCACAGAUAAGUUAGCCUAUUAAGGUAUCACAAUUUUCUUACCUUACUUAGUAAAAGGCCAUUUAUUUUCCUCUUCAGAUUCAAUUCUUGGCAAUUUUACUUUCAUAACAGAUAUAACCUUCUUUAAUAUUUCUAUGGAAAAUAUGGCUUUGAACCCUUGGAAACGCAUAAAUAAAAUGAAAGGCCUUCACAACUUGAGACAGAGCCAAGCACAGGCUUCUCAUCUAACCUCACCCCAAUGCCCAAACCUGAAGUUAGGACACUGUACAAUAACUAAAUGCAAACUUCUGAUGUGUACAAUGAAAGUUCCAUAGCAAUUAAGCCUCUUUGAUGAAUGAAUGGUCCCCAUAUUUUACUGUACUUUUCUGAACAGACUAUACAACACUGCCUGUAACAUAAUCCAUUCAUCAUACCUACUAAACAAUAAAAUACUGGAAACUAAAUGUAUGUGUAAAUAUAUGUGAGAUGUGAUUAAUCUUUCAAAAAAGCACCUUUGUUUUUCAUUUCUGGUCUUGUCAGAAGACCCAUAUUAAACUAUGAAUAAAGAAUGGUGCAAUGCAAUCAACUAUCAAUAUAUUUUUUCUCUGUGACUUAGAAUGGAAUAGAUGUAUUAGGGUCUGCUAUUGCAUUAAAACAAAGAUUUGUGAAUGUGAAAUGUUUGUACUGGGUAUAUGUACUGUCUUACUAAUACAUCAAUAAGUAUUAAAAAAAGCAUCAUAUCAUGUUGGUAAUUGUGUACAAUAAUUUUUUCCCAGUAUUGAUUUUAAUGUAUAAGACACAUGUAUCACUCCUAAGUAAAAAAAAAUCUGUAACCUUAAUCUUACAGAAUAUUCAAAAUGUGCUCAAAGUUUUUUUUUUUAUUAACUUCCAUCUAUUUCUGUAUUAUUACACACUACAAGAGUUUUGUUGCAUUUUUUAAAAUAUGUUAUAUAAUUUACAUCAGUGUUAUGUAUAUCAACAAAGAUAUGUAUAUCUAUGAGUGUGACUAUAAAACUAAAUGUAUAUGUUACCGUGUGUGUGAAAAAUCAAGACUACUAAAAUAAAUGGUGGACAUAUCUUGCA